AUGUCGCUAAAAGGUGUCUGUAUCCUGUUGUUCCCAACGCUGGCCCAGCUUGCCAGGGUUACGAAGUCCUUUCCGGAGGGAGCACCCCAGGCUCCAACAGACGAGCAGUCGCGCCUAAAGAUGGCAAGGGGCUGGCUUCCAGAUGACGGCGCACAGUUGUGCGGAGCGAACAAGUUCCCCGAGAUUCUUCAGCAGGUGGUUUGCGUGGAGAAGUCUUACUACCCUUUCUACAGGAGGGACGGCUUAAACUGGGAGAAACCACCGUCUGUCAAGAAAGCCAUGGAGCUCUGCAAGGCGGUGGACUUUGACGCGGAUGUGGCCUUGAAGCGUUCUGAGUGCUUGGUUCGAGCGUGGUCCUCCGGAGACGCUGCGAAAGCUGGUUGUCUCACCGAGCCUCUUGAGGUGAUCUCGAACUACACAGACUGCAUCACCAGUGUGAAGGGAUGGCUUGGCGAGGAUGGAGUUGACCUGUGUCUCAAGCGACAGUUCGCGACCGCUUCUAGGCAGGCGGCGUGCCUGGAGAAGUCGUACUAG
This is a messenger RNA of Prorocentrum cordatum, 534 nucleotides long. Lineage: Eukaryota; Dinophyceae; Prorocentrales; Prorocentraceae. The record is from the annotation of a GenBank genome assembly.